AUGAAGCACAAUAGAGAUAAAUGCGUAGACUGUGGUAAAAAUCGAAAACUUAAACCUAACAAACUAUGCAUUUAUUGCAAUUCCAAGCAAACAAAAUGCACCGGCUGUAAUAAAAAAGUACGACUUAAAUAUGAGAACAAUAAAUUAUGCACUGCUUGUUAUUAUACACGACGAUUCUUGAAUUUUAAUAGCGGAAAUCAAGAUAUUGACAAUUUAAUUAAGGCAACGCAUAAUAAACAACUUAAUUAUAGAUUAGAGUGGAUUCCAUUCAAGGACUUUGUAGACAUAAAGCAAAUUGGAACAGGUGGUUUUAGUGAAGUCUAUACUGCUACAUGGACAAAAGGAACAUUAGAUUGUACUCAAAUAAAUUUUAACCGGUUUAAAAAUGCGACAGUUGUGCUAAAGGUUCUUAAAGAUUCCUCUAACAUUAAUUCUGCAUUCUUAAAAGAGUUACAAAAUAUUGUUGAAAGUCAGCCUAAUUCAUCCAUACGUCGACUUGUUCAAUGUUAUGGAGUGUCACAGGAACCAGAUACGAACAAUUAUAUAUUUGUUAUGACUUAUAUGUCUCAUGGAUGUUUAACCGAAUAUUUAUCAAAUCAUUUUACAAAUAUUACUUGGAAAAUGAAACAAAGCCUUCUUCGGGAUAUUGUUAAAGGCAUUAAAUGGAUUCAUGAAAAUAAAAUCAUACACCGCGAUAUACACAGUGGAAAUAUAUUAAUAGAUAAAACGGUGAAAUAUGGUUCUGAAUCCUCUGAAUCCUUUAUUGCAGAUUUAGGAUUUAAAGCUGAAAAUAAACGACAAGAAUUAUUUAAUUCCGGAAGAUUCAUUGUUAAACAUGUACAUCCUCAUCAUAAAACCCAUAGCAAAUUAUUAAGUCCUACUAUAGAUUUAAUGCUUUCAAGUCUCGGAUUUUCUAUACUAGACUCUGUAAAUUCUUUUCAAAACUCCAGCAAUUAUUCAUUUAAUAUUAUGUAA
Messenger RNA from Dentiscutata heterogama, 975 nucleotides. NCBI's taxonomy places the organism in Eukaryota, Fungi, Glomeromycota, Glomeromycetes, Diversisporales, Gigasporaceae. The record is from the annotation of a GenBank genome assembly.